AUGGGCACACCAGCGGAGGGACCGCCUCCGAUGGACAACCAGGGCGCCCACCACCAGCACAACAAUGAUCCCCACUCCAACGGCCUCAUGCGCCGCGCCACAGACGACGGCGCCUCGUCGUCCACCUCGCUCGCGCCCCACGGCAUGGGCUAUCCCUUGCGCUCUGCCACCGACCCCGGCGACCAGAACCAGCCCGUCUCCAAACCCAAGCGCAGCGGCAAGAUUUGUGGAAAGUGCGGAGAAGGCCUGACCGGCCAAUUUGUGCGAGCCUUGGGCGACACUUACCACCUCGAAUGCUUCACCUGUCAUGACUGCAACAAGAUUGUCGCAUCUAAAUUCUUCCCAGUCCCCGAAAAGCCCCCUGGUCAGUACCCGCUGUGCGAGACCGACUAUUUUCGCCGACUCGACUUGCUCUGCUUCGAGUGCGGACAGGCUCUGCGUGGCUCCUACAUCACUGCGCUCGACCGCAAAUACCACAUUGAGCAUUUCACCUGCUCCGUCUGCCCCACCGUCUUUGGCGCGUCCGACAGCUACUACGAGCACGAGGGCAGUGUCUAUUGCCACUACCACUACUCAACCAAAUUUGCCCAGCGUUGCAAUGGCUGCCAGACGUCCAUCCUCAAGCAGUUUGUCGAGAUUUUCAGAAACGGCCAGAAUCAGCAUUGGCAUCCGGAAUGCUACAUGAUCCACAAGUACUGGAACGUGCGACUCCACUCCACCGGUCAGCCUGUCAUUGAGCAUCUCCACGAGGCCGAUAAAGAUGCCACGGAUGAAGUGCGAGAGACUGUGCGCCAACAAGAGGAGGAAAUUGAAGCAAAGGUCAACUGGAUCUGGAAGACCUUGUCGGCUUUUGAGGAGAAGUCGGCCACGUGCAUCUCCGACAUGCUUCUCCACGUGAGCAACGGAGCCUACGUAGACGGCGUCAUGGCAGCGAAAAAGUUUAUUGUCCACAUCGAGUUGCUAUUUGCUGCUGCCGACACGCUCGACUCGCAAUUGGUCGUCCGAACCCCGAAAGGUCUGACAUACUCGCGCGAAUCAAAACUUCUCUGUAAGAAGGUGGUUGCUUUUUUCGCGCUCCUUACCCAGUCCCAGGGUACCGGUGUACGUCGGCUGGGUGUGACCCAAGAAUUGCUGUCCCUGGUGACUGGUCUCGCCCACUAUCUGAAGCUCCUGAUCCGUAUUUGUCUGCAGGGAGCUCUAAAAUUAGAGCGCGAAACCCGCACCUCUACUGGCCUGACCAACUUUCUCACCCAAGUUAAUUCUCUUGACGCACGACUAGAGGAAGAGUCCCAAAAAGAUCAGGCGGCUGAGUCUGCGCGUCUGGUCCCAAGAUGGGCUGACGCGUGUCCCAUCUGCGACGCCCAGGUCGAAGACAAAUGUCUCCACCUAAACAACAUGUCGUUCAACUACAGUUGCAUGGUCUGCCGUGGCUGCAACGCUGACCUCCGACAUGACCCUCGCAAUGCUUAUUGGAUUCAAUCCAAGCGAAGCAUCCUCUGUCCCGCUUGCGCUGCCGCGAGUGCGGACGCGGAAAAGGGAUUCGAGCAAGUCACCAAACUGCGCCAGUACGUUCAUCUACUAAAUGUGGCGCAUGCCCGCCUCAUGGCUACUCUCCGUUCGAGCGGCGCAUUGCCUCACACCUCAGAUGACCCCAACCUAGCCGGCUAUGACUCUUCACAAGGCCAUCGUCUGGGAGACGCCGAUGCGGAUUCUCAACCGGCCCACUUGCGAUCAGACACACGCUCCAAAUCCUAUGGUGGAACCCCGACCACGGAAAGCCAGGUCAGCCAAAAUGCCGCCUACGAACAAUCAAUGUCGGACAUCAAGCGUCUUAGGUCGACGCGUCUCGACAAGCACCUCUCCAACACCAUGAAGCGUGCACGUGCGUCGCGCAUCAUUGACGGUCCCGAAGGACUUGAUUCAGCUGGCGGCGAGGGUCAAUUAAGGGGUGGAAUGCACAUUGUCCAAGAGGGUCAAGGAAACGAAACUGAUGCUGUGACCCUCGCCGUCAAUUCCCUUGCCUUGGACGACAUUGCGCGUAUGGCUGCCCUGGAACAGCAGCGAGAACAGCGACCCAAUGCUUUCCGUGCUGGUGGCAGUGCGCUACUCGGUCAAGGCGAGCAAGGCAGACUGCAGACCGGCCAUCGCCGAGACUUUUCCGGUGGUCAAGAACUACAGCAAAUGAGUGAAGGCCGCUCGCGAACAUACUUUUCGGAGCUUUCGCCAUUAGAGUAUUUCAAGCUCAAGGGUCUGGCUGUCCUUCAGCUCGGACUCUUGCUUGAUGACAGCCAGUACAACCAAGGCGAACUGCUCGACCUGAUUGAAUCGAAAAAGAACAACUUUUGGGGCAAAAUUGGGUUUGGUAAAGCUUUCAAAGGCGACAAGGCCAAACCAAAGAAGAACGUCAACAGCGCCGUCGAGAAGCCCGUUUCGGACAAGGCGACGUUUAGACAGUCUCUCGAAUAUCUGGUGGAAAAGUUUGGUGAUGAGUGCACAGAGGGUGUUGGACCAGGUGCUCUCAAGGUCCCAGCUUUACUACAAGACUGCAUCACUGCGAUGCGAAACAUGGACAUGUCUAUCGAGGGUGUGUUCCGAAAGAACGGCAACCUCAAGGCUCUGCGCGAGCUUGAGGAGGAGAUUGAUGCCAAUGGAGUGCAAAAGGUUGACCUGAACAACAAGAACCCGGUCAUUCUCGCGAAUCUUCUGAAGCGCUUCCUUCGACUAAUGCCAGAGCCUGUCCUGACAUUGAAGUUGUACAGAUUGUUCAUGGUAGCCAAUGACAUCGAAGAUGAAGCUCAAAGAAAGAAGGUAUUACACCUCGUGCUCUGCUUACUACCCAAGGCCCAUCGCGAUACCAUGGAGGUACUGUUUUGCUUCCUGAACUGGGUUUCGUCCUUCCACACUGUCGACGAGGAGACGGGUAACAAGAUGGAUACCUGGAACAUUGCCACUGUCAUGGCACCCAACAUUCUGCGCGAGAGUAACGAUAGAGAGGUGAAGAGUGUAGACCAAGGCGCGGUCAAGGUGGUGUUUGAUCUCAUUGAGAACAAUGACGAGUUUUCCGAGGUACCUCCAGAAAUUAUGGAACUGCUAAGCGAUGAGACAUCUGAUAUGAGCGCAAAAGAGAUUAUGCGCCAGUGGGAGCAGCGUGGAAAGAAUCCAAUCGCCGCUCCUAACCAAGCACCAAGAGACCAAAACGGCACAGCGUCAAGAAAGGACCAACGCAAUGCACCUCAGAUCACUACAGCAGAUAACAAUCCCUCGGUCCAAGCAGGCGAGGCCGUCCGCCCAAUCGCAGGAGCAGGCGGCCAGGUUCGCAAUCAACACAGCCCAGCCCCAGGGCCUGAUAGAGGCCAACCCAACGCUGGCUACGGGCCAAGCCCACAAGCAUCAACAAACAGCCACCGGACUGCUUCGCCCCACCGGAACAGCUACCGCCCGCCGGGCUUCCAAAAACACACACAAGUCGGCACAGCAGGUGCCGGAUAA
Messenger RNA from Bipolaris zeicola 26-R-13, 3489 nucleotides. RefSeq lists its product as uncharacterized. Gene Ontology annotation, cellular component: cytoplasm. The transcript has 5 exons. Gene Ontology annotation, biological process: signal transduction; actin cytoskeleton organization. The record is from RefSeq and is a predicted model, not a curated record. Lineage: Eukaryota; Fungi; Ascomycota; Dothideomycetes; Pleosporales; Pleosporaceae. The coding region runs from base 1 to 3489 and encodes 1162 amino acids.